Molecule: messenger RNA, 1425 nt
Organism: Salvelinus namaycush (lake trout)
Lineage: Eukaryota; Metazoa; Chordata; Actinopteri; Salmoniformes; Salmonidae
Gene: asb10
Product: ankyrin repeat and SOCS box containing 10
Exons: 7
Coding region: 1-1425 (474 amino acids)
Biological process (GO): intracellular signal transduction; neuronal action potential; negative regulation of delayed rectifier potassium channel activity
Cellular component (GO): axon initial segment; synapse; membrane
Molecular function (GO): transmembrane transporter binding
Source: RefSeq, a predicted model, not a curated record
AUGUCGGGAGGAGGCAGUUUCGUCUUCACCCCCAUGGCCCUGCGCUCCCUCCAGCGGGACGAGGACAUGCUGGAGAGAGACAAGUACAAGAAGCAGCUAGCCAGCCACCAGCUCAACGGCUACAUGCUGAAGAAAGAGGCCAGGGACAGGGUAGGCCCUGCACCUACGAGGUCCUGCACCUAUGUUAGACCCCCAGCUGUGUGCCACGACCUGGUCAUCCAGAACGCAAUCUAUACUGGGGAUGCGGACGCUGUGCAGCGCUUCUUCCCCAGGGGCGUCACGUCGAACCUCAUCAUCGAGCCCCAGGGAGGGGACAUGCGCUGGGUGGCCAGGGGGGAAGGUAAGCAACAUGGACUGUGGUCUCUGACCUAUGAGCAGCAGCUGACAACCCCACUCCACAUUACAGCAGGCCGGGGGUUUGUUGAAUGCCUGAGGCACCUGCUGCAGCGCGGGGCCAGCAUAGACCUGGCCCCUGGGGGCACCACUGCCCUCCAUGAGGCCUGCCAGAAUGGCCAGCCCCAGUGUGUAAAAUUGCUGCUGUCCCAUGGUGCCAACUCCAACGCUCUCAGUGAAGAUGGGCUCAUGCCCUUGCACGUGUGCACCAGUCCUGAGUCCCUAGUGUGCGCCAAACACCUGCUCCAGUUUGGCGCUGCAAUCAACGGGCGGAGCCUCAACGAGGAUAACACGCCGUUACAUGUGGCGGCACAGAACGGGCUCCCGGGUCACACGGAGCUGUACCUGCACUACGGCGCCGCCCUGGAGAAGCGGAAUGACGAUGGUCUCACGCCACUCAACGCCGCUUGCUCACAACCACAGGAGAAGGACGAUCUGGAACGCUACACCAAGGUAUGUCAGCUGCUGCUGACGGCGGGAGCUGACGUCAACACAGAGGACCAGGACAAACAGUCCCCGCUCCACAUGGCCUGUAAGAACGUCAACCCGGACGUGGUGGAUCAUCUUCUGGCCCACGGAGCCUGCGUCAACACCAUGUGUUACAGUGGAAACGCCCCCAUGCAAAACGUCCUCAAGGUGGUGGCCUACAAGGCGGAGCACAAGCCAGAGAGGGUAGUCCGCUCUCUGCUCAACCACGGCUCCAUCAGGGUGUGGCCUGGAGCACUGCCCGAGGUGCUAAAGUAUUGCUGUGUCUCCCCACGCACCAUUGAGGUUCUUCUGAAUGCCUACGACCGCCUCAAGGUCACAGAUGACUGGGUGGAGGCUGUUUCACCUGAGAUGUUUAAGGAACACAAGGGGUUCUAUGAAUCCGUCUUCUCCCUGCAGCAGACCCCUCGCUCCCUACAGCACCUGGCUCGAUGGAAGUUCAGGAACUACCUAGACGGGCGCGUACACAAGGUGGUGCCACAGCUAGACCUGCCCACCUUCAUCAGAAACUUCCUGCUGCUGGAGUUCAGAGACUAUGUCCACUGA